AUGGCAGCGCUCCAUCUCGCGGAAUGGCACAAGCUGCCCAUCAGUCUCUCCGAGCUCUGCAUCAACACCACUCUCCGCUGCGGACAAUCCUUCAGGUAUCCCACUUUCCCCACCUUCACCCCCUUCACCCACGUCGUGCGAUCUAACACCAUCCAGAUGGCGCAAAUCCGACUCGGGCAUCUGGUCCAUGGCCCUCCACAACCGCAUCCUCUCCCUGCACCAGGACCCGGAUCACCUCUACUACCGCUCCUUCCCGCCCGCCUCAUCCAUCUCCCAGGCCCCUCCGACGCCCCCAUCUUCCACACCGGACCCGACGAAAGAAGACGAAGAAGAGGAGACUCUGGAACUCAUCAGGCAUUACUUCAACCUCACUCCGAAUCUCACCGAACUCUACCAGCACUGGUCGGCCUCGGAUUCGAAUUUCGCUCGCAAAGCCCCGAAAUUCACGGGCAUCCGCAUCCUGAAACAGGACGCCUGGGAAGCGCUCGUGGGCUUCAUCUGUAGCUCCAAUAACAACAUUGCGAGAAUUUCGCAGAUGGUGCAGAAACUGUGCAGGCACUAUGGUCCGCUGAUUGGAUUUUUGGACAAGGAAGGAAAUCCCACCACCACCACCACCACCAGCGAGGAGGGGGAGGACGCAGACGCAGAGGCAUAUUACGAUUUCCCCGACGCCCGAGCCCUCGCCAAGGAAGGCGUCGAAGCCCACCUCCGAGCGCUGGGCUUCGGAUACAGAGCGAAGUACAUCUACCAGACAGCCUGCAUCAUCGCUUCCCAACCCGCCGACUACCUCGACACCCUCCGGAACCCGGAAUCCAAUCAACCCUCCGCCUCCGCCUCCGCCGGCCCUUUCACCCCAGCCGGCAGAGCGGGCUACCGAACAGCGCACACCGCCCUCCUCGCCCUGCAAGGCGUAGGCCCCAAAGUCGCCGACUGCGUCUGCCUCAUGGGCCUCGGCUGGGGCGAGGCGGUGCCCAUUGACACGCACGUCUGGCAGAUCGCCCAGCGAGACUAUAGAUUCGGCAAGGGGAAGCAUGCCUCACUAACCAGGGGCGUGUAUGAAGCGCUCGGGGAGAAGUUCCGCGGGCUCUGGGGCGUGGAAGCCGGGUGGGCGCAGAGCGUGCUGUUUACGGCGAAUUUGAGGGCUUUCAGUGAGAGGUUGGUCGCGAAGAAGGAGGGGGAAGAAGAAGUAAAGACGGAGGUGAAGGUGAAGAAGGAGGAGGAGGAGGGGAGGGAUGUCGUUGUUGUUGUGAAGAAGGAGAAGGUAUUGGAGAAAGCCAUCAAGCGGGACUGGGAAGAUGAGGAGGAGAGGAAAGUCCUGGAAGUGGUGCAGGAGAAAGUGGUGAGGAGGAAUAAGAGAAGACGCAGAGAUUAA
Messenger RNA from Lecanosticta acicola, 1372 nucleotides. The record is from the annotation of a GenBank genome assembly. Lineage: Eukaryota; Fungi; Ascomycota; Dothideomycetes; Mycosphaerellales; Mycosphaerellaceae.